Messenger RNA from Thamnophis sirtalis, 1580 nucleotides. The record is from RefSeq and is a predicted model, not a curated record. Lineage: Eukaryota; Metazoa; Chordata; Lepidosauria; Squamata; Natricidae.
GGGGGUCCGCCCCGGGGGAAGGUUCAGGGUCUCUGCCUUUCGCUCCAGUCGCUGGUCCUGGUGACUCGGCUGCCCUACGUGACCCUCUUCCACUCGCUGCUGCACCUGGUCGCCCCCGAGUACUUUGAAAAGCUGGACCCCUGCCUGGAGGCAGUCUGCAGCGAGAUCGACCAGUGGCCGCCCCCAGUGCCUGGCCAGACGCUGAACCUGCCGGUGAUGGGGGUGGUGAUUCAGGUGAAGAUUCCUUCCCAGGUGGACAAGCCCGACUCCUGCCCUGCCAAGCCGCUGAUUUGGGAGAACCUCCUGCCAGCUCCCGUCAUCCUGCCCAGUGUUGCUGAACUGGACCUCUUCAGGUGCUUUCAGUCGGUGCUGGUCCACAUUCAGCUGCUGUGGGAGCUCGUCCUGCUCGGGGAGCCCCUGGUGGUGGUGGCCCCCUCCCCCGCCAUGUCCUCCGAGGUGGUCCUUGCCCUAGCCAGCUGCCUGGCACCCUUGAAGUACUGCUGCGAUUUCCGCCCAUACUUCACUAUUCACGACAGUGAGUUCAGAGAGUACACGACGCGUCGCCAGGGCCCCCCCAGCGUCCUCCUGGGCGUCACGAACCCCUUCUUUAUCAAGGUGCUGCAGCACUGGCCCCACAUCCUCCGCCUGGGGGAGCUCCGGAUGGCUGGGGACUUGCCCAAGCAGGUGAAGCUGAAGAAACCUGCCAAGCUGAAGACCUUGGACACCAAGACAGGACUUUACACAUCUUACAAAGCAUUUUUGCACAAGGACAAGACGCUGAUCAAGACCCUCCUGAAAGGCAUCCAGAAGCAGCGCCCGUCGGAGGCCCAGAACGCCCUGCUGAGGCGCCAGCUCUUGGAGCUCACCCAGAGCUUCAUCAUCCCCCUGGAGCACUACAUGGCAAGCCUGAUGCCUCUGCAGAGGACCAUCACCCCAUGGAAGACUCCCCCCCGGAUCCGCCCUUUCCACCAGGAGGACUUCCUGAGGAGCUUGGAGGAGGCUGGGCCCCAGCUCACCUGCGUGCUCAAGGGCGACUGGCUUGCCCUCUACAGGCGAUUCUUUAAGUCACCCAACUUCGAUGGCUGGUUUCGUCAGAGGCACCGAGAGAUGCGGCAUAAGCUGGAAGCUCUCCACCUGGAGGCCAUUGCUGAAGCGGAUGUCGGGGCCUGGAUGAUGGACAAGUCGGAGGCCGAGGCCGUGGACCUGGUGCUGAAGCUCCAAGAGAAGCUGGUCCAAGCCAGGAGCCGAGGCCUCCCUGCCAGAGAGGAGACGCUCCAGCGAGUGGGUCAGCACGUUGCCCUUGUGGCCCAGUCGCUGCCCGAGGACCUGCGAGCCAUUCUGUGUGGCCAGGAAACAGCCAGUGCCAGCUGAAGGGGGCAGCUCACCGGGGGCCGGGGGGAGGCAAUUCAGGGAGGAGAGGGCCCUUUGGGGCCUUUAUGGCAGAGGAUCGGUCCUGGGACUCGAAUGGAGAAGGUGCCAAGCCUGGGUGGAAGCAGAACGGCGCAGUUGACGUGUGUGGCUGUGCGAUGGACAGUGGUUGUGUGUCCUCCAGAGGAGCUAAUAAAGCUGAAUUAUCAGCA